AUGAAACUAAUCCUAAUACUCUGUGCUGUUCCAGUGGCCUAUUCCGGAGUAAUUUGGGAGGACAAUUUCGACAAUUUGGACAGGAAUAAAUGGAGUUUCGAGAGAGGCAACAAUAAUGGCUGGGGAAACGCGGAACUCCAAUGUUAUACGGACCGAAAUGAGAACGUGAGAGUCGAAAAUGGGCACUUGGUGAUCGAGGCGAGAAGAGAAAACCUGGAUGGAUGCGCUUUCACGUCAGCGCGGAUGAUUACUCGAGACAAAUUCGCGUUCCGGUAAGAAAUUUACAAGCCAAGUCCCCAAAACGGCCAAAAAAAGUCUCCGCCGAGCCUUCGCCGAUGUGAAACAUCAGCCAAGCUGCCGAGACUGUUGUGGAGCGUCAAACGUCUCCACAAUUCCCACAGAAGAAAUUAGCAUAAACCAAGUCAUAUAAAAGCAACGUCUCGUCACCAAUUAUCAUAAUUAAUCCCAUUUCUCUUUCCUGUGUGCGGUGGUCUAAAUAAAACCCUAUUCUAACUCGUGUCUACCAUGCCAUCUACCUAUCCACCUUUGACACAACACUUCAGAGACCAACAGACUAGGUCCUUCCUGGGCCCAAUGCGCUAUCUGAGAGUUUGCUGAAAGUUGGCUGAAAAUGGUAGGGCGCAGCUCGGAAAACAAGGUUUUGCAGCUCGCCCGAGCUAAGUUUCAGCUGGUUUUCGAGCUGCGCCCAAGACGCGAGCUGCGCAAAUUCUCCGAGCUGCGCCCUAUGAUUUUGAGCAAAAUUUCAGAUAGCGCAUUGGCCCCAGAUGUGGCAAAGCUAAUUUCAUCCGUAGUAGAAAAGUCUGGGCUUUGUAACGAGGUGUAAUUUUCAAAAAAAAACCAUCAAAUGUCUCCGCCGAAAAACGGUCUCUCCGCCGAGACAAGGAAAAAUUCUUUUGCAUUUUGUAAAAACGCACGACUUCAAAUUUUCAAUACGACUUAAGUUUAGAUAGAUGCAAGCAGCACAACGAUAUAAGCAAAAAAUUUGACCAAAAUUGACAGAUGAUCACCUAAAGUAAUAUCCAUUUUACCAACGAAUCACAUCAACAGGGGCUCUGAAUUUUAUCUCAAUAGAAACUGCAUGAGGCCGGCUUUUAUUCGCAACACAAUCCUUAGGCUUAUCUUUCUCGCUGCCAUCGCUAGAGACCAAAAGUUAAAGGACUAUCUUAAAGUUUAAAGAUAUGGACUAGAAGCGUUUUCUCUGCCCUCUUGACCAUAAAAAGCUGUUAAAAAUCCCGGUCGCAGCUUCUGUAUGCUAACCAAGCCGUCGCAAGCAACUUUACUCUUUCAGCUACGGCACCAUCGAAGCCAGAAUCAAGCUGCCGAACCUGCGAAACGGCCUGUGGCCCGCGUUCUGGAUGCUCGGCGCUGAGAACCCGACCUGGCCCGACCAAGGCGAGAUCGACAUCAUGGAAGCCGGGCCCGCUGAGGCUAUUGCUGCCGGCACCGUGAACCGUAAAAUCUUGGGGACCUUUCAUUGGAACCAUAAAGGCCAACAUGCUCAGUAUGGCCGGGAAUUGCUAUUGCCGUUCGACAUUACCGCCGAUUUCCACAACUACAAGCUCACGUGGAGCCCCACCGAAAUCCGCAUGUACUUCGAUGGCCAAGAGUACAUGGUGUUCGAUACGCGGCCACUGCCAGUGUUCCAGAAACGCUUCUACUUUGUGUUGAAUUUGGCGGUAGGAGGGAAUUUCCCCAAUAUCCAUGAUCCCAAUGGAAUUACGGCGCCUUUACCGGCUCAAUUGCUCGUUGAUUAUGUGCGGGUUUCUCGGUGA
This is a messenger RNA of Bursaphelenchus xylophilus (pine wood nematode), 1793 nucleotides long. Lineage: Eukaryota; Metazoa; Nematoda; Chromadorea; Rhabditida; Aphelenchoididae. The record is from the annotation of a GenBank genome assembly.